Penicillium malachiteum is the source of this 1233-nucleotide messenger RNA. It is a transcript of the gene png1, whose product is annotated as peptide-N4-(N-acetyl-beta-glucosaminyl)asparagine amidase. Gene Ontology annotation, molecular function: peptide-N4-(N-acetyl-beta-glucosaminyl)asparagine amidase activity. The record is from RefSeq and is a predicted model, not a curated record. Lineage: Eukaryota; Fungi; Ascomycota; Eurotiomycetes; Eurotiales; Aspergillaceae. Gene Ontology annotation, cellular component: nucleus; cytosol. Gene Ontology annotation, biological process: glycoprotein catabolic process; protein quality control for misfolded or incompletely synthesized proteins; protein deglycosylation. The transcript is spliced from 2 exons. Bases 1 to 1233 code for a protein of 410 amino acids.
AUGGCGGACGGCAGACCCCAACAACGGGCACAGCCUGCCUCCAACAACUAUGACGCUUCUUCUCUCAGCCGCCAGUUCGAACAGUUAAUGCGCACAAAACGUUUCAACCAACUUCAAGAAUCGCGAUCGGGUUCUCAGUCGCCUGCUCCCGUCGCCAGUCCUAGCAUCCCGCCACCAACUAGAGCACCACCACCGCCGCCCUUCGGCGCUUCGCAACACCCUUCAUCUCAACCACCAUCCACUCCCAAGUCACACGCUCUUCGCGGUCUACCAAUUAUGCCUUCUCCGCCACAGGAUCCCGCCUCCUUAAAGUUCUUCAAUCUAUUAAAUGGUCUCUCCGUCACACCCACCAAGUAUGAGAACCCAGGUCUACUCGACGAUGCCCUUUCCGUCAUCCCGCUCGAUCGUCUCUAUUCCGAGGCCGAGGAGGAGAGUCAGAUUAUGCAGGCUUCAGCUGCUAGUAUGGGAGGAAAGCCAGAAUGGGGUUACCAAGAUUGUGUGAUCCGAGCAUUACUGAGUCCAGACGAAACCGCCCGAGGAGCCGCCCGAGUCGAACUGUACCGUUGCUCCGAGGCCAGCUGUGGCGCCUAUGAACGAUUCCCUCGCUACUCGGAUGUUUGGCAAUUACUCCAGACCCGUCGAGGUCGAGUCGGCGAGUGGGCCAACUGUUUCAGUAUGUUUUGUCGCGCGGUCGGAGCUCGAGUUCGUUGGGUGUGGAAUGCGGAGGAUCACGUCUGGACCGAAGUCUACUCAGAGCACCAACGACGCUGGGUACACGUGGACGCAUGCGAAGGAGCUUGGGAUCAGCCUCGAAUUUACGCCGAAGGAUGGGGUCGCAAGAUUUCAUACUGCAUCGCCUUCUCGAUCGAUGGUGCGACCGAUGUCACUCGUCGCUACGUUCGCAGCGCCGCCAAGCACGGUGGCCCCCGUAACCGUGCGCCCGAAGAAGUUGUUCUUUGGUCGAUUCACGAGAUCCGACGAAAGCGCCGCGAGAAUAUGUCCAAAACUGACCAGGCUCGCCUGAUCAAGGAGGAUGAGCGUGAGGAGCGUGAAUUCCGAGGUUAUACUGCUUCCGCCCUUGCUGCCGAAAUCAACAAUCUUCUGCCGCGCAGCUCGACUUCCCGCGCUCACGAGCAGAAGCACGCCGAUGCACGACAGGAGGCCAACUCCGAGUGGCUUGCCGCUCAAGGCCACGGCCAUUCUGGACCUGAUCGGUCACCUGGCGGACGGUAA